ACGCAGACAGAGGGGGGUUUGUGAAAGCAACGUGAUACAGUUAGAAAUGUCUUCACAUGGAAAGGUAUAGAAAGAGAGAGAGACUGGACAUCCGAAAGAGUGAAACAGUCAAGGCCACAGAGAUAACAGAGAGGAAAGAAAGUAAAAAAAAAGAGAAAGAAAGAGAGAGAGAAGAGGGAGGGAGGGGGUGGGGAAUUAAGGGAGUGUGAAGCAUGCACAGACUGAGAGUCUGAAUCUGUGAGAAGGGUAGAGCUGGUGAAGGUUCACCGUUAUUUGUCUGGAUCUAUUACUUUUUAUGUCCUGAUUCUUCUUACUUCAGACUUUGUGGAUUUUACGGACCUUGGAUUUAACCUCUACAGAGAAGACAAGAAAAAACUCAGCUGUUCUUUGUGGAUGGACAUAAACUUUUAAUCUUUUAAACUUUUAAACAUUUUAAUUGUGAUUCUGGACAACAGCCAGAUUCACUGUUAAGUCACAGUUCUGAUAAAGUCUUCAGCAGUUUACCGUUGACAUGGGGCCUGGGAAGGGGCUGCUUAUUCUUGGUUUAAUGUGUGUGCUGACAAAGAGUGACACUCGGUGCCCGAAAGGCCAGGUUUCUAAACGUGGCGAUUGUGUUGAUGAGGAUGAAUGUGAAUACAAUCCCUGUGGGAAACAUGCAGAGUGCGUAAACACAGCUGGCAGCUAUGAAUGUCACUGCCCAUCUGGAUUCAAAAAAAGUGAAACGACUGAUAACGUCACAACAGUAAAUGGACAGUGUGAAGACAUCAAUGAGUGUUUGGAAGAUAGAGGGAUCUGUGGUCACACAGCUGUGUGUGCUAACCGAAUUGGAUCGUAUAAGUGCACAUGCCGGUCUGGGUACAACGACAACAAAGAAAGUGGACAGUGUGUAGACGUGGAUGAAUGUGAGGAGGCUGAAAUUGCGCAGGAAGAUAUCUGUGGAAUGAAAGGGACUUGUAAGAAUGUCGAAGGGAGUUAUUGGUGCAAGUGUCAACAAGGUUACACAAAUUAUGGCAACAGAAAAACUCCAUGCUCAGACGUGGAUGAAUGUGAGGAGGCUGAAAUUGCGCAGGAAGAUAUCUGUGGAAUGAAAGGGACUUGUAAGAAUGUCGAAGGGGGUUAUUGGUGCAAGUGUCAACAAGGUUACACAAAUUAUGGCAACAGAAAAACUCCAUGCUCAGAGUUGGACUGUGACAAGUUCAUAGUACCUGAACAAACUCUUGAAGGUUUGGCAGCUAUUUGGUCCAUGAUGAGGAACAGCUGUUUGUCUCUGUCGAGCAUAAACCCUGCUGAUGAAGGAAAGGCUAAUGGAGAGGUGCUACUGGAGAAAUUGUUCACAGCGACUGAGGUCAUGCUGUCUCCUGGUCAGCUGGACAACACCGAAGAUGUCAGCGAGUUGCUCAGCACAGUUGAGGACUCCAUCAGGUUCGUCGGUCCACAGCUUAAAGACAACAGCACCAGGAUAGAGACCUCUCAGACAGACAUAGAUAUUGCCCUGCAGAGGACAAAGACUAGACCAACUGGACCGAUACAUCUGACCAGUGAGAAUGCCAGACUGGACACAGACUGGGAAACAGCAUCUGGGAAUGGAACAUACCCAGGAUUUGCUAUGGCUGCAUUGUUGAGUUACAAAAACCUUGGUGAAUAUGUAAACGAGUCCUUCGAGGAGCUUAAAACGCAUGAGGAGGAUGCUGUGGAUCCAACCUUCCAGAUUUCCUCCAAAGUUGUGUCCGUUGUGGUCUCCAACCCGUUGACUCAAAAGCUGAGCCGUGAUGUCAACAUCACGUUCAGACAUCUUCAGGACAUGGAAGAGUCUCCAGAGCGGAAGUACAUUUGUGCAUACUGGAAUGAAAGAGGGGCCUGGUCCAAAGAUGGCUGCCAUCAACAGCGCUCCAAUGCCACACACACUGUGUGCCAGUGUAAACAUCUGAGCAGCUUUGCUGUUCUUAUGGCUCUGUAUCCCAUGGAGCACACCUUUGGGCUCGUGUUGGCAACUAAAAUUGGACUGACCAUCUCCCUGUUGUGUCUGAUACUGUGCAUACUUACAUUCAAGUUUUGCCACUCCAUAAAAGGGACGCGCACCACCAUCCACCUCCACCUCUGCCUCUGCCUCUUCAUGGCGGACCUCGUGUUCCUCGCAGGCAUCUCACAAACCAAACCUGUGGGAGGUUGCAGGUUUGUAGCGGCGUUGCUUCAUUAUUUCUUCCUGGGAGUUUUUACCUGGAUGCUGUUGGAAGGGGUGCAGCUGUACCGCAUGGUGGUUCUGGUGUUCAAUGCCACAAUUCGGCCCCUCUACCUGUUUAUCGCUGGUUAUGGGAUGCCUCUUGUUAUUGUCAUAUUGUCUGCAAUCAUCAGACCCGAGGGAUACGGCACUGACCAGUACUGCUGGCUGUCUUGGCAAAAUGGCCUCAUCUGGAGCUUCUAUGGCCCUGUAUGCUUCAUCAUUGUGGUCAACGUCUUCUUUUUCAUCAUUACUGUGUGGAAACUCGCGCAGAAGUUCACCAGCCUCAACCCAGACCUUUCCAAACUGCACAAAAUUAAAGCCUUUACAGUGACAGCCAUAGCCCAGAUGUGUAUACUGGGCCUCAUGUGGGUCUUUGGGGCCUUCCUGUUUCAAAAGGAGACCAACUUCACAGUCGCGUAUAUCUUCACUAUUCUCAACAGCCUGCAGGGGGCGCUGGUCUUCAUCAUGCACUGCUUGUUGUCAAAACAGGUAAGAGAAGAGUAUUUCCACUUCCUCUCCUGCAUCUGUCCACCACAGAAGAAGAGAUACUCAGACUUGAGCAGCACAAAUCCAUCCAGUAGCCAGUCACAAGGUUCUCGGAGUGGACAGAACACCGGAGAGUCCCAGAUAUGAAGAACUCCGCCUCCAGGCUACAACACCUUUAAGCCUAAACCUGGGCUUUAGUCAGAUUCAGUCAUUAUUUACAUCAGUAGAAAACUGUUUUUUCGUACUGUUAAAUCAGUGGUUCCCAAACUGGGGUUGGGACCCCCUAAUUAUUAGUGAGACAAAUCAAAUUUUUAGAUACAGUUUUUUUAUUUUUUAUUUUUUUACCUUAUCUACAUUGAAAUACACCAAACUGUAUAAACAACCAAGAAGCCAUGGUGGAUCAUGAGUCACUUUUCCCACUUUUUCACGCAGAUCGACCAUUUCUGUUGAUAAUCACAAAAGUUUUUUGUCGUAGAAAAAAAACAGCCAGUGUUUAAGAACCUCUAUAUGUGAAACUGAAGAUAUUUACAGUACAUAGAUUAACGGUUUAUUCAGAACAUAUCACAAUCAUAAUAUAAGCUGUAUUCCUUUUGAAUGGGAGAAAAGUGAUAAUGAUAUAUCCUGGUAUUUAUUUUCAUGUACAUACUUUAAAGUCUACAUUAUAUAGGCUAUAAAAAACCAGAAGUUUUUUUAAAUGUGUAAACAAUAAGGAUAAAAAGGCGCUGAAUUUAAUGUAAAAAAAAAACAAACAAAAAAAACAAAACAAAAAAACAACAACAGGUGGGAGUUUGUGUUUAAUGGGAGCUUUACAGAGAACACAUGUUUCCAGUUUUUGUAUUUAAUGGGAAACAAACAAAUUAUCUGUGAUUUUGGAAUGUUCUUGCAAAUCCCAUGUGGACUCUAUCACUGCAAGGGUUUUUUUUUGCUCUGUUACUUUGAUAUUAAACAAAAUAAGUGACAUUUUUCUGUCACUUAUGGCUGUUUUGAUAAUAUUUGCAGCUGAGCUAUGCUUUUUUCUGUGACAAAUUGAGAACAAAGCAAACAAACCUAACCCAAAAUGAUGCUCUAGCAAUUUCAACUCUGAUAAGACCAGAAUUUCCUGCGAUUGGAAUGUGUUUACAGAAUUUAAUUCCAUGUGAUUAUGGUGUUUUAAUUAUAGCAGUCAGCCUGUACGUCCACACACAGCACAGAAAUGAGAAAUCCAGCCGGUCUGCUUUUUACACGUAGCUUAUGGGAGCUGAGUUUGUUAAAUAUAUUGCACUUUUUUCUUUGUAAAAUGAUAAUUCAGCAAAAGUUAAAGCAGGUGGUGCAAAGAAUAAUCAGGAAAACUUGAGAACAGUCUCACUUAUGGAAAUAAAAGGACAGUUUACUUGUUGGAUUUAGAAAGAAAACAGAUUGUAAAAGGAAAAAAAAAAUGGAUUUAAUCGACAAUCUCAUUUAAUGCUAUAAG
Sphaeramia orbicularis (orbiculate cardinalfish) is the source of this 4157-nucleotide messenger RNA. RefSeq names its product adhesion G protein-coupled receptor E5b, duplicate 1 (gene adgre5b.1). Bases 512 to 2854 code for a protein of 780 amino acids. Gene Ontology annotation, molecular function: calcium ion binding; G protein-coupled receptor activity. Gene Ontology annotation, cellular component: plasma membrane. The transcript is spliced from 18 exons. Gene Ontology annotation, biological process: cell surface receptor signaling pathway; adenylate cyclase-activating G protein-coupled receptor signaling pathway. NCBI's taxonomy places the organism in Eukaryota, Metazoa, Chordata, Actinopteri, Kurtiformes, Apogonidae. The record is from RefSeq and is a predicted model, not a curated record.